Equus caballus (horse) is the source of this 7349-nucleotide messenger RNA. RefSeq names its product glutamyl-tRNA synthetase 2, mitochondrial (gene EARS2). Gene Ontology annotation, molecular function: glutamate-tRNA ligase activity; zinc ion binding; tRNA binding. Gene Ontology annotation, biological process: glutamyl-tRNA aminoacylation. The record is from RefSeq and is a predicted model, not a curated record. Gene Ontology annotation, cellular component: mitochondrion. NCBI's taxonomy places the organism in Eukaryota, Metazoa, Chordata, Mammalia, Perissodactyla, Equidae.
GGGCGUGGGCUUGCAGACUAGGAGGCCUGCGCCUUUAAGGGGCGGAGUUACGCCCGCUGUAGAGGAAGCGGAUUGGCUGAGAAGAGUCCCCGGAAGUGAUGCCCGGGGAAGCCCACGUGUGCGACUCCACUCCCUAUGGCGGUGCUCCUGAAGAGGCUGCUGCAGCCGGGGAGGCCCCCGGCGGCCUUAGGCCGCCCCCUAGGACGGCGCGAGGCCAGCCUGGGCACUGAUUCCGGGGCUGCGGUGCGAGUGCGCUUCGCCCCUAGCCCCACAGGCUUCUUGCACCUGGGCGGCCUCCGCACUGCCUUGUACAACUACAUCUUUGCCAAGAAGCACCAGGGAAGCUUCAUCCUGAGGCUGGAGGACACGGAUCAGACCCGCCUUGUGCCUGGGGCAGCGGAGAAUAUUGAGGACAUGCUGGAGUGGGCAGGCAUUCCCCCUGAUGAGAGCCCCCGCCGGGGCGGUCCUGCCGGGCCCUACCUGCAAUCUCAGCGACUUGAGCUGUACGCCCAGGCUGCAGAAGCUCUGCUGAAGACCGGCGCUGCUUACCCCUGUUUCUGCUCACCACAGCGGCUGGAGCUGCUGAAGAGGGAGGCCCUGAGGAACCACCAGACGCCCCGAUAUGACAAUCGGUGCCGGAACCUGAGCCCAGGGCAGGUGGCCCAGAAGCUGGCCAAGGACCCCAAGCCUGCUAUCCGCUUCCGUCUGGAGGAGGAGGCCCCAGCCUUUCAGGACCUGGUAUAUGGCUGGAAUCGGCAUGAUGUGGCCACUGUGGAGGGGGACCCAGUCAUCCUGAAGAGUGAUGGCUUCCCUACGUACCACCUGGCCUGCGUGGUGGACGACCACCACAUGGGUGUCAGCCACGUGCUGCGGGGCUCGGAGUGGCUGGUCUCCACCUCCAAGCACCUGCUCCUCUACCGAGCCCUGGGCUGGUCACCCCCUCACUUCGCCCACCUGCCCCUGCUCCUCAACAAGGAUGGCAGCAAGCUCUCCAAGAGGCAAGGGGACAUUUUCUUGGAGCAUUUUGCUGCUGCUGGCUUCCUGCCGGAUGCAUUGCUCGACAUCAUCACCAACUGUGGCUCCGGGUUUGCAGAGAACCAGAUGGGCAGGACCUUGUCAGAGCUGAUAACACAGUUUGACCUGACCCGGAUCACCUGCCACUCAGCCUUGCUAGACCUGGAGAAGCUCCCAGAAUUCAACAGGCUGCAUCUCCGUCGGCUGGUGAGCAGUGAGACCCAGCGGCGCCAGCUGGUGGGGAAGCUACAGACUCUCGUGCAGGAGGCGUUUGGGAACCAGCUGCAAGACAGGGACGUGCUGGACCAAGCCUAUGUGGAGAGAAUCAUCCUGCUGAGACAGGGUCACAUUUGCCGCCUGCAGGAUUUGGUCUCCCCAGCACACUCCUACCUGUGGACUCGCCCAGCUGUGGAUCGAGCACAGCUGGGCGCCAUCUCGGAGCAGGUGGAUGUGAUUGCCAAGCGCGUGCUGGGACUUUUAGAAGGACCUGGUACGAGCUUAACUCAGGACGUGCUGAAUGGAGAACUGAAGAAGCUGUCAGAAGGUCUGGAAGGUACCAAACACAGUAACGUGAUGAAGCUCCUCCGAGUGGCUCUCAGUGGACAGCUGCAAGGACCCCCUGUAGCUGAAAUGAUGGUGUCCUUGGGACCAAAGGAAGUGCGGGAACGAAUACAGAAGAUGCUUUCCAGCUAGAGAGAAUAUGUGCAGGACAGUGGAGGUGGCCCUUGGAACCUGUAACUCGGAAACUGCCUUCAGAGGGGAGGAGAAGGAGGCCUGGGACCAUCAGGAAGCUUGUGGAAGGAUCCCAGAGUGGAGCCAGAGUCUCUGGGUGUACAAGUGCAUUUAUGGCUCCACAACAGGCCCGUCCUCGUCAGUUGGCCAGGGAAGCCCAGCUCCAUCUCACCUCCUUGACUCUGGAAGGGAAGGCCGCAUGUCUGGUUGUGACACCACAUUACACAGCAGAGGUUGGGAGCUGGGUCACAGAAUAGUCCAGAGGGCUUGUGUUUUAGUCAGCUUGUGCUGCCAUAACAAGAGACCACAGACUGGUGGCUUCAACAACAGAAAAUUGUUCUCUUAACAGUCCUGGAGGCUGGAAGUUCAAGAUGAGGUGUUGGCAGUUUUCAUUUCUCCUGAGGUCUCUCUCCUUGGCUUACAGAUGGUGGCCCUCUUGCUGUGUCCUCACAUGGUCUUUCCUCUAUGCGUGCCCUUGGUAUCUCUAGGUGUCCAAAUGUCCUCUUCUUAAAAGGACUCCAGUCAGAUUGGAUUAGGGCCCACCAUGACAGCCUCAUUUUAACUCGACCACCUCUUUAAAGGCCCUGUCUGCAAAUACAGUCACAUUCUGAGGUCCGGGGGUUAUGGCUUCAACAUGGGAGUUUUGAGGGGACACAAUUCAGCCUGUAAGAGCUUGGCAGCAACCUGGGCUCAUGGAUACCAGUUCUCAGGCCCAGGGUGGAUUUGGAGCAAUAAAGGAUGGUUGACACAGGCAAGGCUGAACUGGAUGUCAGACUUUCUUUGGGAUUGUGAGGGGAGAAGUUACUCAUCUGCCGCUGGUGAGCGCUUAUGUUUUGUAGUACACUUUGUCCUUCGACCUGGGGCAGCCUGUGUCUCCCUUCUCUAAAGGUUGUCUCUUCCUCUUUUUCAGUUUUCCACACCUGGUGCUUGGGCUGGAGACCUUCACCCUGCCUAUUCUGCAUCUUUUUCUUCUUAUUCGUGUCCUUCUUCUGCCCAUUAUUUGUAAGUCAUUGUCUGCAGGUUUCUGAAUGAGAUGAUGUUCUUGGGGUGAGUAGGAAUAACUAAAGCGAAAGGUAGCUGGCUAGAGAAACCCUCUGCAAGGCUCCUAGGCCCCGUGCGGCAGCCGGCCUCUAGGACGGCCCCCAGUCAUCCCUAUCUCCUGCUAUUCACAUUGAAUAGGGCUGACUAGUGAUGCAUCAUGGCUUCCAUCUUGUUCUCUUGAAUCCCUUACUUUGUGGGAAGCCAGCUUCCACAUUAUGAGGAUGCUCAAGCAGCUCUAUGGAGAGGUCCAUGUGACAAGGAACUGAGGGCCUCCUACCACAUGAGACAAGCAAGUGAGCCAUUUUGGAAGCUGAUCUUCCAGCCCCAGUCAAGCAUUCAGAUGACUGCAACUUUGGCUGACAUCUUGACUACGACCUUCAUGAAAGAUCCUGAGCCAGAACCACUCAGCAAAGCUGCUCCUGAAUUUCAGAUACACACAGAUUAUGAGAUAAUAAAUGUUUAUUGUUUAAAACCACUUUGGGGAUAAUUUGUUACCCAGCAAUAGAUAGCUAACACACUUUCCUUGCCAAGGGAGAAGGGAAAGUGGAUUAAGAGUUUGUUGAGCCUCAUAGAGUCCUAGUCCUUGCUUGAAUGGGACAUCAGAUAAAGUUCUUUGAUUGCAAGCAAUAGGAACCAACUCUGCCCAGCUUAAGUUUAUUGGAGACUAUAAGUUUAUGGCGAGUUUAAGUUCAUGGCAGAGUCAGUGAAUCUAUGAGAAAGCCAAAGAACCAGGUCUCGGAAAAGACAGAACUGGGGAAGCUCUGGUUAUGCAGGCAGCAGGAGCUAAUGGCCAGUCUUGCCUGCAUUCUUCAGUAGGGACGUGGGCUCCAACUGCUUUUGUUGUUUGGUUCUCUGUUUGUGUUUCCCCUUCAGUUUUGGAUGACUCAGCUGAAAAGAUUCAGAUUCUAAGAAGAGAGUGUCUGGUUGGGCCAACUGAGGUCAUGUUGCCCUUCCUUGGCCAGGAAUAGGUAGUCCCUCAGGGAUUAUAUCCAAUGGAGUGUUCCCACGGAAAAUUAGGGAGCUUUUUCUAGAAGAAGGGGUAACGGCAGAAACGAGGUGUUGACCACAGAAAAUGACACAGAAUAACAAUACUUGCAAUCUAUUGCACAGUUACAUGAGCCUCAACCACUCCUGGGUCUCAGAUUACGUUGGUACACACUUCAGCCCAUCAUCUCAUUAAAUCUUUACAACCCCACGAGAGGUGGUAUUAUUAUUGUUUCUGUGUUAUAGAUAGGGAAACCGAGGCUCAAAAAAGUUAAUGAACUCUUCUGCGGUUAUAGUAUGAGGCAAAGGGAGGAUUCAGACUCAGCCUUACAGCAAUCUAGAGUCCAGGCUCAACUCUCAACUACUGAGUGGCAUCUGCUUCUAGGACAUUAAGGCUGGUUACAAGAAACUGGCUCAUCAGGGAAUGUGAAUGUUUUAAGCAAAUGAGUAAUCGAAAUGCUGAGUUGAUAAAGUCGCUGCCGCUUCCUCAGUUGGAGUGAGCUAAGAAGCAGCCCGUAUCUUUUGGAUUGGGGGUUUUUGCUCAGGACCAGUGGGAGAGUAUGAAGGGAUGCCCACGUAAAAUAACCUCAAGUCCAUCCCCCAGUGUUUUUGAGAGUAUAGUGAAGUGGUAAAGGCCAUGGAGGCAGAUUGUCUGGACUCAAACCCGUUUCUGCCAUUUACUGUGUGACUUCUGUACCUCAGUUUCCUCUUCUGUAAAAUGGGGAUAACAAUUGUACCUGUCUCACAGAGUUGUAAGGAUUGAAAUAGAUGACAUAUGUAAAGCUCUUGAAACAGUGCCUGGCACUUAACAAAUGUUAGCUAUUACCGUCAUGAUCAUUACCAUUAUUUUUAUUCUUAGAGACGGUGAUCUUGGUUGCAAAGCAUAGAAACAUACUCAGAUUGAUUUAAACCAUGAAAGGAAUUUAUUGGAGGAAUUAGGACUCUCACAGAUCCGAAGAGCAGGACUUGCAGCUGGAACCUCAUAAGAGACUAGAAUCUGUACCUGGAAACCCAUUAGGACCCAAGGCAGCUACUGUUGUUCCUGCCAGACCACACAGUUCUAACAUUUGUCCUUCUGUGUGUCUGCUCACGUCAUCUUCCCUCUGCAGGCUGGCUUUCUGUUUUAUCUCCUCACUUGGCCAACAACUGAAUCAUCUUUCUUCUACGCUACCAGUUAAGUAACUAGUAGUCCGUGUCCAAAUUCCCAAGGGAGAAUCUCAUUGACCUAGGUUGGGUCAGCUGUCGACCCCCGUUCCAAUCAACUGUGGCCAGUGGGACAGAGUCAUGUAAUAGGAUCGUGGCUGCAGGGGACCCACUCUAGUGAGUGGGGAGAGCAGUUCCUUCUGAGCAGGUUCUCUUUCAAUUUUAUUUAGAGAGUAUCCGUUCCAGAAAAUUACCAUUUUUCUAUAGCCAAAUUUGGAAUCUCAUUCCUAUUACCUUUAUCCUACUUGGGUUUUUUUCAUAGUAUUUAUUACUCUCUGAAAUUAUAUAGUGUCUUUGUGCAUGUUUAUGGUCUACCUUACUCUAAAGAAUAUAAGAUUAAGACAGGCAGGAAGUUUUUCUUAUUCUUGGUUAUAACUAUAGCAGUGGGAUAUUGCCUGACACAUAGUGGGGAAUCAAGUAAAGAUCUCGCGAUGAAAAAAAUGUUUGAGGGCCUCAUCAGUCGGAUCACUUUUUUCAGAAGUGGCAAUCAUCCGCUGGUCUAACUCUGCCAGAUUCCAGCAGUUUCCCAGUUUCACUUUCAUUGUCUCUGGGAAAUCUUGUCUCUCUUGCAAGAUUUGCAAUUGUAGUUUGCAGGCUGGUCCUUUGCCUGUAAUUUGCAUUGAAUCCAGCUAUCUGAGAGACUGACAUUUGACAAAGACUUUGGAAUGAAGGAUGGGGACAGAUGGAAUAGUACAUUAUACAGGGAUAUUUAGUGGGGACUAAAGUUAGAAGUUACCUAUUCAUCAGUUAAUAUUUUUGUCUUAUGACAGAAUUCCUACCUUCCUGGGACCAUGAUAAUGCAUACUUAGAAAAUGAGGAUCCUCCGGGUGGUAGCAGGGACCAGAGAGGGAAGCUUUUAAUCUGUUCAUUAGUUUCAGAGGGCUUUACAGAUGAAAUGACUUGAACUGGACUCUGAGGGAUGAAUAGGAGUUUGCCAGGUCUGGGGGGCGUUUGGAAGAAUAUUUCAAGCAGAGAGAAGAAAAGGGAACUUCACAAAGUUUGGCAUGAUUGGAACCAAGGAUGGGAGUUGAGGGAGUGAGAGAAGUGGCUGAGAAACCAGCAGAGGGGAGAUCCCACUGGCCCUUCUUUGCCAGGUUAAGGGUAUCAGGCUGCUGUCUGAUGCAAAUAAUGAAAACUCCAGAUUCAAUCCAGCUUAAACAAGAAGAUUCAGUCUCCUGCAUAACAGGAAGUUCAGGGGAAGGGCAGGCUCUAGGGUUGGUUAGUUGAGCAUUCAGUGACAGCCGCGAGGACUCAGGGUCUUUCCAUUGCUCUGCUCCACCGGCCCCAGCGUCUGCAACAGCCUUGGGUUGGUUCCCUCUGCUCACAACUGGCUGCCUAAAGCAGUUGGACUCUCUGCACUUCCUCCUUCAUGUCUGGUUUGAAAGAGGGUGGCUUUCUGUGGCUCUUUCCCUAAAAGCAAGGACACUUUUCUCCAGCACCCUCCUCCACUUGACUUCCGCAUUCUUGAACCCAUCACUACUGGGAAGUGGGAGGGGAGUCCCCAUAGAUCAGUCAGACUCAGAGCUGGGUGCAGGACCAGCUCUUCCCUGAGGUGCAUGGCUGGACUGGGGAGUGGUGGGUACCUGAGAAAAAUGGGGAUUCGGUUAGUGAAGACGUGAGUUGGGUCUUCACAAAGUGGAAAGUGAGGAGCUGUUGAAACGUUUUAAGCAGGGAAGUGACAUCAGAUUUGUGUUUUUAUUAAAGAUCAUCCUGGCAGCUAUUAUUGGGGCUCAUGACAGGCUGCCCUAAAAUAUUCCACAAUGGCAUAUUGAUUAUUUUGAAUUAAAGUCACUUGAGAAGCAGCCAGUACAAGAAGGGCACUUUGACCCUCCUUUGUCUCUCUGAAUGCAGGAAAUAAAUUUCCCAUGUGAAAGAUGCUCUCCCUGCAUUCUUUGUUUUCUUUUCUUUUUGUGAGGAAGAUUAGCCCUGGGCUAACAUCUGUGCCAUCUUCCUCUAUUUUGUAUGUGGGACACUGCCAUGGCUUGGCUUAAUGAGCAGUGUGUAGGUCCAUGCCCAGGAUUUGAACCUGUAAACCCUGGGCUGCUGAAGUGAAGCAUGCAAACUUAACUACUAAGCCACCGGGCUGGCUCCUCUCCCCGCAUUCUUAUCACCAGAGUUGGGGAAUUCAGGGCCUAGAAGCCUUUAUAAACAAAUCUUGUUACUUUUACUAAUUUGCUACUCAAGCCUAAACUCUGUGUAAAUUCCUCGCUAAUUACGUACCCCAAACCUAAGUUUCUUUGUCCUAUCAAUUCCUCCCAAAUUUAUUGUUUCUUUGUACACAAAGGUAUGUAAACUGCCUGCAUUUUUCACUCUCUGAGCAUCAUCUUUCUAUGAUCUCUCAUGCACAUGUAUUAAAUUGGUUUUUAUCCUGUUAA